GUGCGGCAGUUCACAAUUCAGCCCGAACGCUUAGAUGUUGAAUCUUCAAGCAUCUGCCGAAGGACCAGCGCACCUUAUCCUCUCGCCUCAGGCCCCCACCCCCACUCCACUCGCUAGAGCGGCUGUGGCGGAGCCUUCCCCCCGCAUCGACGGCGGCCUCCGAGUCAACAGCGGCGGGCAUGGAGGAGUGCAGCUACGCGACGAGGAGCUCCGCUGCUCCGCGGAAGCCUUGCGCCGAGGAGCUCCCCUCCACCCACCCCGCAUCGACGGAGGGCCCUGCUUCGACGGCUGCGGCCUCCCAUGACCGCCUGACAUGGAGGAGUGCGGCGGCGGCGCUCUCCCUUCGUCUCCGUGCGCAGCGGCGGCGCUCUCCCUUCGUCUCCGUGCGUGGCGGCGGCGGCGGAGGUGUGCAUGCGCACAGCAGAAGGAUGGUGCCGCGAGCAGUUUUGGUGGCGGGUUCGAUUCCGGCGAGGACAAGAAGGCCGCCGCGCUUGGGGCUGCACGGUCCGACGACGUUUCUGCUACGCAGGCGAUUUGGGCUCGGCUCCACCCCCUGCAGAGGCCGGUGCCCUCGACGACUAUCGCCUCCUGCCGUGAGCCCGAGCUGCCAGUGCUACCGCCGCGCUCUUGGUACUGCUCGUCGCAACCCCAGAGCAACCUCCUCCCACUCCUCCAGCCGGCGCCACUGCCCUCCAUGGACCAUGGCAAACUUAGUGUGUGUAUCAUGGCAAAUGCAAUUUUCGGAGCAUGGCAAUUUCCAAUUUUAAGGACCAUGGUAAAUUUUCUUUCCUUUUUUGCAACAUGGCAAAUUUUCUUCUUUGAAGGGACCAUGGCAAAUUUAACGGGACCAUGGCAACAUUAGAUUUACUCAUGUUUCAAAAAUAGAUACCAUCGCAAUUUUAUUUGCCCCAUGGCAAAUUAAGUUCAAGCAUGGCAAAUGUAGUUUAAGGGUCAUGGCAAUGUUCUUUUCCUUUCGCAACACGGCAAAAUCUACUUUCCAUUUGACAAUGGCAAUGUAACUCCUCCCCCGGCCUAGACGUCGACUAAGAUGCCGACCAGGAGGUCGUCCUCCAUGAUGACGACCAUGAUUUUUUUUGUUUUGUUUUUUGAAAACAUGGCAUUUGUUUGAAUUUUUAUGUGAUGGCAAGUUGAUAUGCAUCCCCGCUGCAAAACUUGCCAAGUUUUUAGCUUGGGAAACAACAAUAUUUUCCAUGUCAAAUUCAUACAAUUUGCCAUCAUAUAGCAGUAGAGAUGUCAUGGCAAUUUUCAACCAAUUUUUUUCCUUGGGUAUAAUCAAUAUGCAGUUUUUGCGUUGGCAUUGUUUACUGCUUAGACCAUGGUAAUUCCAAUACUUUUAGACCAUAUUUUUCAUAACCAGAUCAAUAACAGCAAUUUUAAUAGAAAUCAUUCGUAUACAGCAACUCUAUCAAACUUGUUGCGCCAUGGCAUUACAUAUAUAUGUAUAUAUAUCAUUUUGUACAAUACUUUUCCAUGUACACUUUGCAAACUUGUUGCCAUGGCAAAAAAAUUCUGACACAAGUCAAAUUGUUUUUGUUGGCAUGUAUGUACUAUACGGCAACUGUAUUGUUUUUAAUUUUUAUAAACACAUGUUCCUGGUGCUGUUUUUUGGCUUGUUUUAGUGAAGCAAUAGGUAACUGGGCUGCAUGUGCUUUUUUCGUUGCCAGCGUCAUGUUGUGCCAACAGGAAAUCAUUCGGUCUGGGUUCGAUCCCGAAACAUGUAUGUUGAUACAGGGGUGUGUGGUAGGGUGUUCCUCCUGCCACACGUGUGGGCGGUUUUAAUAUUCGCCCACACAUGGCACGUGCGGGCUGUCUUCUGCUCACACCACACACGGUGUAUGGACGGGUGUUGCUCCCACCACACGUGUGGCAGUUAUCGGUUUCCAAUAAUAUCUGCAUUCCAGGUGGGUGGGGCUCGCCCGCAUGUCUUCCAAGGCAAUGGAGCAAGUCUGGACGGCCGCCUCGUCAAGAAGCUUCCGCUUGCAUGAUUGAGCCAGCGUCGGCAUGCUCAACAUGGCAACGUUCCACUUUCAUGUUCGUGCGGCCAGUGUCAUCCGUAAAGCAAUUUCGAAGCUAAAGUGGUACCCUCCAUGAAAUUGCAACCGUCAACACUUCGCCUCUUCGACGAUCUUCCUCACAAUACCAUCGAGGGUGAUCAUCUCCCACUCUUUGUCAUUGAGAUGUAAAUGAGUGAGUGGAUCCAUCAGCCGCGAACUGCACACCAACAUUUUGCGU
Messenger RNA from Triticum aestivum (bread wheat), 2253 nucleotides. RefSeq lists its product as uncharacterized. NCBI's taxonomy places the organism in Eukaryota, Viridiplantae, Streptophyta, Magnoliopsida, Poales, Poaceae. The record is from RefSeq and is a predicted model, not a curated record. The coding region runs from base 180 to 767 and encodes 195 amino acids. The transcript is spliced from 2 exons.